Molecule: messenger RNA, 2166 nt
Organism: Chinchilla lanigera (long-tailed chinchilla)
Lineage: Eukaryota; Metazoa; Chordata; Mammalia; Rodentia; Chinchillidae
Gene: Dnase1l2
Product: deoxyribonuclease I-like 2
Exons: 7
Coding region: 1029-1865 (278 amino acids)
Biological process (GO): DNA catabolic process
Cellular component (GO): nucleus
Molecular function (GO): DNA nuclease activity
Source: RefSeq, a predicted model, not a curated record
UGUCAGCUUUGGCGGCAUCUCUGGCGUGUGGGUGUCUCUGGCAUGUUGACAGGCAGCCUCUUCCCAGCUGGAGAUGACCCCAGCUUCUCCAGGCCUGUGGGGGCUGGGGGAAACUGGUGCUGCUUUCCAGCCUCCUACCUUGGGCUGCCAUGGGUUAAAGUGUGAGGCUGAGCCUCCGGAACCUCAAGGUGAACUGAACAGCCGCAGCUUUCCACCCUGAGCUGAGGACAGGUGUAGGCAAAGCAGCAGGGAAUGUUGGACCAGGAAUGGGGCAGGUCUUUCCUGACUGCCUAUUUUCCCAAGAGGAUGUGGCUCAUGGAGGCAGAUUCUAGGUGACCUAGUUUCUGGGGAGGUGGAGUCAAAAAUAAGGCCUUGACCGUGGGUGUGGCUUCCCCUUUUCUGAAGUCCUGAGACUGUCCUUAGCGGGCUUCCAGGGUGGUUCGGGGAUAAGCCUGGGGCACAACAGUUGGCCCUUGCCUUCUGGGGAUUCCACGGGGAUGGGAGCCAGGAGUUUUGGCAGGUACUUUAUGAAGGAGGCGGGACCCAGUGAAGCCCUGCCCCUCCCUGGAGCAGGGCCUCAAAUACCCACCAGUGCCCUUGCAUCAGAGCUCCUGCUGGGUCAGGACAGCACAGUUCGUCCAGGGCCAGCACAGUUCGUCCAGGGCCACAACAGGCCCUAGCCUGGACCUCAGGUCCUCACUUGGAACAGUACCCCAGAGCGUCUGACACCACUUAAUUCACUUCUCAGGUAAGUCUCGGGACUGGGUUGAGCUGGAGGCUGGAUGGGAACAGAACCCCUGCAUUUACAACUGUUCUCUCAUGCAGUAGAAUACCCGUCAUAGGCUGACAGCCUGGUGCACCACUGGGAGUGGACGGGGCUGGGCUGACAUGGAGAAUUUAGGAGUAAAUGCGCUUUCUCCCAAGGCCAGUGCUGGGGGCAGACCGGGCAGACCCAGCAGACCCCAGCAAGGUGUGGUCAGGAUUAUUACUCCUAGGCUGUUCCUGACCCUUUCAGCUCAGCCUCUGCCAUGGGUGGGCCAGGCGCCCUGCUAGUGGCAGUCUGGGUGCUGGGGUUUGCGGGGUCUGUGGCGCUGCGCAUCGGAGCCUUCAACAUCCAGAGCUUUGGCGACAGAAAAGCGUCGGACCCAGCCUGUGGCAGUGUCAUUGCACAAAUCCUGGCUGGCUACGACAUCAUGCUUGUGCAGGAGGUGCGGGACCCAGACCUGAGCGCUGUCACAACACUCUUGGAGCAGAUCAACAGCGAGUCCAAGCACGAGUACAGCUUUGUGAGCAGCAAGCCGCUGGGUCGGGACCAAUACAAGGAGAUGUACCUGUUCAUAUACAGGAAAGAUGCAGUGUCAGUCAUGGAGACAUACCAGUACCCAGACCCAGAAGACGCCUUUAGCCGCGAUCCUUUUGUCGUCAAAUUCUCCGCCCCUACCUGUGCUGCCAAAGAGCUGGUGUUAAUCCCACUGCAUGCAGCGCCUCACCAGGCCGUGUCGGAGAUUGACGCCCUUUACGACGUGUACUUGGACGUGAUCAACAAGUGGGACACUGACGACAUGCUGUUUCUGGGCGACUUCAAUGCGGACUGCAACUACGUGCGGGCAGAGGACUGGGCAGCCAUCCGCCUGCGCAGCAGUGAGGUCUUCAAAUGGCUCAUCCCCGAUAGUGCCGAUACCACAGUGGGCAACUCGGACUGUGCCUAUGACCGCAUUGUGGUGUGCGGUGCCCAUUUGCGGAGGAGCCUGAAGCCCCAUUCGGCCGCUGUGCAUGACUUUCAGGAGGAGUUCGGCCUAGAUCAGGAUCAGGCUCUUUGUGUCAGUGACCAUUUUCCUGUGGAGGUGACCUUCAAGUCCCACUGAUGGCCCGGAGAUCUGGCCAGGGAAUGCCAUCUGCAGACUUGAGCCACAAAGAGUGGCACCACACACGACCAUUCAGGUGGCAGGCAGGCUAUCUCCAGUGAGGAUGCAGGGCAGGGUCAUUUGGAAGCAUGUCCAUGGACACAUUAUAGGUCUACUCAGAGCCUCAGUCUCCCUAUCUGUGAGUCAGCCUAACCCUCCCUACCUCUUAGGGUGGCUGUGAGGAGUACCUACAAAUGGUGCUCUGUGCAGUGCUUCCCCCAGUCUCUGCUUAAUAAACAAGGCGCUCUCAGCCAGGAUCACA